Pipistrellus kuhlii (Kuhl's pipistrelle) is the source of this 1575-nucleotide messenger RNA. Its product is annotated as neutral amino acid transporter B(0)-like. NCBI's taxonomy places the organism in Eukaryota, Metazoa, Chordata, Mammalia, Chiroptera, Vespertilionidae. The coding region runs from base 1 to 1575 and encodes 524 amino acids. Gene Ontology annotation, biological process: L-aspartate import across plasma membrane. The record is from RefSeq and is a predicted model, not a curated record. Gene Ontology annotation, molecular function: L-aspartate transmembrane transporter activity; neutral L-amino acid transmembrane transporter activity; symporter activity. Gene Ontology annotation, cellular component: plasma membrane. The transcript has a single exon.
AUGGCCGACCCGCCCCCGCCGGGGGAAGCCCCCGAAGGGCCUAGAGAGAUGGAGCCCCCGCCCCGGCGGAGGUCAGGCAGGGCGAGAAGCAGCAGCCGCCCUCCCGGCAACCCGGUGCUCAACUGCCUGCGCACCAACCUGCUGCUGCUGAUGACCAUGCUGUGCGUGCUGGGCGGCGUGCUGCUGGGGCUGGCGCUGUCCACCCAGGGCGGCGCGGCCGCCUUGGGCCCCUCGCACCUGGCGGCCUUCGCCUUCCCCGGGGAGCUGCUGCUCCGCAUGCUGCGCCUGGUCAUCCUGCCGCUGGUGGUGUGCAGCCUCAUCAGCGGCAGCGCCAGCCUGGACCCCGGCGCGCUCGGCCGCCUGGGCUCCAUCGCGCUGCUCUUCUUCCUGACGUCCACGAUGCUCGGGAGCAUCCUGGGCAUCGGCCUGGCCGUGAUUGUGCAGCCCGGCGCCGACCUGGCCGGGACGCAAACCAACGCCUCCGCCGCCACGCAGGACGUGGGCAAGUCCGUGCUGGAUUCCAUCCUGGAUCUCCUGAGGAAUUUCUUCCCCUCCAACCUGGUGACGGCCACCUUCCGCUCGUACGCGACCUACUACGAAGACAAGGACUUCCACGGCACCACGAUGAAGGUGCCCGUGGGGCGCCAGGUGGAAAGCAUGAACAUCCUGGGCCUGGUGGUGUUCUCCAUCGCCUUCGGCGUGUGCCUGCGGAUGCUGGGGCCGGAUGGGGAGGUCGUCAUCAACUUCUUCAGCUCCUUCAACGACGCCACCAUGGUGAUGGUCUCCUGGAUCUUGUGGUACGCCCCGGUGGGCAUCCUGUUCCUGGUGGCCAGCAAGAUCGUCGAGAUGGAGGAGGUGACGCAGCUCUUCUCCAGUGUGGGCAAAUACCUCCUCUGCAUCCUCCUGGGCCACCUCAUCCACGGGACCCUGGUGCUGCCCUUCCUGUACUUCCUCCUCACCAGGAAGAACCCCUACCGCUUCCUGUGCGGCCUUCUGACAGCGCUGGCCACCGCCUUCGCCACAUCCUCCAGCUCCGCCACGUUGCCGCUGACCAUCCAGUGCGUGGAGAGGAACGGCAUCUCCAAGAACAUCUGCCGCUUCAUCCUGCCCAUCGGGGCCACGGUCAACAUGGACGGAGCCGCCCUCUUCCAGUGUGUGGCCGCGGUGUUCAUCGCCCAGAUCAACCAGAGGCCCUUGGAUGUAGCCAUGAUCAUCACCAUCGUGAUCACGGCCACCGCCUCCAGCGUGGGCACCGCGGGGGUCCCUGCUGGAGGUGUCCUCACUCUGGCCAUCAUCCUCGAGGCAGUCAACCUGCCAGUGGACCUCUCCCUGAUCCUGGCUGUGGACUGGCUAGUGGACCGGACCUGUACGGUCAUCAACGUGGAAGGUGACGCCUUUGGGGCGGGAAUCCUCCAACGUCUGGUGGAUGGAAGCAAGAUGGAAGAGCCAGUGCCCCAGCUGAUGCCGGAGGAGAGUGACACCAGUAUGAAUACAAUGCGGAUCCUCAGACGCUACUCAAGAUAUCAUAAGGAAAGUAACACCAAGAAGAGCGCAGUCAGACAUUCCGUGCCCUAA